CUAAGGGGGUGGCAGUGGCUGUGUCUGCUCCGGGCAGCGUCAUCCUUUAAAUCCGAGGGGAAUAAUGAUAUCUUCUGUCAUAUUGCUGGAAGCUGCCAGUGGUCAAAGAAGUGAAUGUGGGUGUCUGGGGCUUUCCCGAAGAUCUGCCAAAGGUACAAGUACGUGAAAUGAUGAAAUCAAGAAGCUUUUGGUUAUCUCUUGUAUUGCUUGGGGUUUUCCCAUCGGUCACGAGGGGAUGGAUGGACACGGACAGGAGCAGAAGGCUGUAUUCGGAUGUGGGGAGGUUGCAUCAAGAGGACUCCAGAAGGUUUGAAGUUACAAGAAGAAAAGUGCUUUACGGGCAGGAUGGCCUGCACGCAUCGUGUGAGAAGAAGUACUGCGGCCGGGGGAGCAAGUGUGUCGUGAACAAGGACACCAAUCAGCCCGAGUGCAAAUGCAUAGAAGAUUGCAAGUCCAGCUACAUGCCCGUGUGUGGAUCUGAUGGCAAAUUUUAUGAAAAUCAUUGUCAACUACAUCAAGCCUCCUGUCUGCAGAGGAAGAAAAUCUACAUUAUCCACAGCAAGGACUGUUUCUUCAAAGGUGAUACCUGUACCAUGGCAGACUACAACCGGCUCAAAAACAUCCUCCUGGACCUGCAGGCUCAUCGGCAGAGCCCACCAAGCAGCCUGGCCGAGGACAGUGUGUCCCAGAAGCGCUUCUUGGUUGAAGAUAUGUUUAAGCACUUGGAUGUAAACAGUGAUGGGCAUCUCAGCAGCUCUGAACUGGCUCAGCUAAUGAAGAAGGAGGACCUAGAAGAUGAUUUAUUGGAUUGUACACUGGAAGACCUUCUCCGGUUUGAUGAUUACAACAAUGACGGCCGCUUAACCCUGCAGGAGCUCUAUACAGCCUUCCAGGUGGUUCGGCUGAGCCUGCCAGAGGACCAGAAGAUCAGCAUCACCACCAUCACGGUUGGGCUGAGCACCGUCCUGACGUGCAGCAUCCGCGGGGCGCUGCGGCCUCCCAUUAUCUGGAAGCGCAAUGGCAUCAUCCUCAACUUCCUCGACUUGGAGGACAUCAAUGAUUUUGGAGAAGAUGAUUCCCUCUACAUCACCAAAGUAACAACUAUUCACAUGGGCAAUUACACCUGUCAUGCCUACGGCUAUGAAGAGCUGUAUCAGACCCACAUCCUUCAGGUGAAUGUGCCGCCAGUGAUUCGCGUCUACCCGGAGACACAGGCACAGGAGCCUGGCGUGUCGGCAAGCCUCAAAUGUCACGCCGAAGGCAUCCCUAAUCCCCGAAUUACCUGGCUAAAGAACGGCAUUGAUAUCAUGCCAAAACUAUCCAAACAACUAACGCUCCUAGCAAAUGGAAGUGAACUUCAUAUCAGUAGCGUCCGAUAUGAAGACACUGGUGCCUAUACCUGCAUUGCUAAAAAUGAGGUGGGAGUGGAUGAGGACAUAUCUUCACUUUUCAUAGAAGAUUCAGCAAGAAAGACCCUUGCAAACAUACUGUGGCGAGAGGAAGGCCUGAGUGUUGGGAAUAUGUUCUAUGUCUUUUCUGAUGAUGGGAUCACAGUCCUGCAGCCAAAUGAAUGUGAAAUCCGGAGACACAUCAGGCCCGAAGAGAGGAUUUUCACAAGUUAUGAAGAGAUCUGUCCUAGAGUAGAAGAUGAAGGCACUCAGUCCUGCCUCUGGGCUUCAGCGGUCAAUGUCAGAGACAAGUACAUUUAUGUGACACAGCCUAAGCAGAACAGAGUAAUGAUAAUUGAUAUCCAGACUCAGAAAGCUGUGCAGUCCUUGGAUGUUGACCCGUUACCAACCAAAUUACAUUAUGACAAGUCCCACGACCAAGUCUGGGUGCUUAGCUGGGGUGACAUGAGGAAAUCCUCACCAACGCUACAGGUAAUACCAGAGGCAAGCGCAGGGGGGGAUCAGCAUGUUAUCCGCACACCGUUUGAAGGAGUGGAUGAUUUUUUUAUACCACCUACAAAUCUUAUUAUUAAUCACGUUAGGUUUGGCUUCAUCUUUAACAAAUCGAAAUCCGCAGUUCACAAAAUUGACCUGGAAACUGUGACCCACAUCAAGACUAUCAGCUUCAAAAACUAUAGCUGCGUACCGCAGACCAUGGCUUAUACCCACCUGGGUGGUUACUUCUUUGUCCAGUGUAGGAGGAAUAGGUUGGUGGCUGUGUCCCCGCAGCUCGUUAUUGACAGUGUUACCGAUGCUGUCAUCGGCCCCAACAGCGACGUGUCGGGCACACCUUACAUCUCACCGGACGGACGCUAUUUGGUCAGUGCGGAUGAAGACAGUGGCAGGAUCAAAGUCCAGGCUCUAACUGUCCGAGGGGAAAUCAACUUGAUUUAUGACUUACAAACAGAUAUACAUGUAUCUGAUCUGACAUUUCAACCCUCUUUCACUGAAGGCAAUCAGUACUAUAUAUAUGCUACUUCACAUUUGCAAACAGAUGUGCUUUUUGUAGAGCUGUCAACGGGGAAAAUGAAUGUACUGAAGAAUUUAAAGGACCCUAUCACAUCCAAAGACUGGCCCUGGAGCAACUACAACAGAAUUAUGAAAGACAGUGGAUUAUUUGGACAGUAUCUCAUUACACCAGCUAAAGAUUCAUUGUUUGUUAUAAAUGGGAGGCAAAAUACGUUACGCUGUGAGGUUUCAGGUAUAAGGAGGGGUAACACAGUGGUCUGGGUUGGAGAGGUAUGAAAGGGCAAGAACAGUAGAGCCUUCAGUAGGCAAGUGCCAGUUGGACCUUUACACUGCAACAAUUGAGCAGUAGCAUUGUAUAUUUUUACACUGGGAGAAAAAAAAAAAAAAAAAGAAAAAACAAAAAAACCCUGUAUAGGCUUCAUGGUACAACACUGGUCUACUUGCAAGUUUUAUAAUAUAAGGUAUGCUCUGCUAAUAGGAAGUGGUUUUGAAGGGAUAUUUUUUAUUUAGGGGUAUGAUUUGUGGUUAUGAGAAAAAUGCUGGGAAGCGAAUAAUAUCUCCACUGAGAUAUCGUAUAAGCCACGAAACCUAGUGAUUCUGUAGAACAAAACAGAUUUUGAGUUUCCAUACUGAAGAGAUUUUAUGUUAUGUUCAAGUCAUCAGUUUUCUUUCCUGUAUACCUUGCCUGUUAGCUGUGCUGACUAACCCACUCCGACACAGAGAGGCUACAGAAGCAAUGACAGCAGUUAAAAUUCACCUUUGGGUGAUGAGGGAAACUAAGCAUCAGAGAGCAGUUUUCAACCCAUAGAAACCUAGGAGAGCGAUUUAAUGAAAACUGAUCAGUUUUCUCUGCAAGAUGACUUUGAGAGGAUUCACAAAUGUGAUUUCAGAAGGAAGGCAUAACAGAAAUAGUAACUGUCAGCUCGCUUUCUUCUGCGCUUAAUUUUGCUCUUGGUAAUACUGAAGGCAAUGUUGUGAUUGACCCCUCUUCUAAUGCAUAUUUGUGUGAUUGUAUUUGAGAAAUUUGGCAUGAAAUAACCAGGCCAUUAGAGUGGGUAAAAGCCCCACUGAGGGCGGGAUCAGAGUUUGUAAAAAAUUUUGUUGGGAAGGGGGCAUUAGGCUUUCAGCAGCUUGUGAGUGCGGUCAGCUUGGACACAAUAUGCAAAAUCUGCUCUUCCAGGGCAGAGAAUUAGUUACAGUUAUUCCCAUAGGAGGCAGCAACACUUCUAGAAACUGUUGGUUUCUCUCAUUAAAUAUUUAGUAGCGCUGAAGUCACUUAGUUCUUCAUAAAAUAAUAGCUACAAUGACAGAGGGUAUUUUUAAUAGAAAACUCACUCAUUUUCUAGUCAUAGCCUUAAUUUGCCUAUUUCUUUUCAGACAUCCUGGGAAACAGUUUUUCUUUGAGAUUUUUUUUCUUCCCAUUUAUAGUACACUUGUUUAUAGUCAAUUAUCUUUUAGUUAUGGGCGAAGAGAUUCAUGUAAAACCAGCUGAAUUACCCUGGAAUGCAACAGCUGGUCUUGAGAAAUUUCAGUUGAGUUCCCAUAAAAAUAUAGAACCAUUUGCACAUUUGGAAGAUAUAAAAACUUUUCUAGUUGUGUUUUUGUAACUUUCUGCAUCCAUCGCCACAAAGCAAUCAGGGCAAGAGCAGCUGUGGCUCUCAAAACGGUGCAAACCAGGUGAGCAUCGCUGCCACCAUGAAUGGGCUCAUCCAAGCAGUGGUACCUCACACAGUGCUUUGAAAUUGUGGUCUUGAGGUGGGUGAAAUCUCUUUCUGAAGGUCAACAUCUGUUGCAUCGGAGCCACCCAUCGGCCUUUCGAAAGACCUGGCUUAAUUCUGCAAAUGACCUCGUUGCCCAGAGUUUGUAUGAAAGCAGCUGCUGAGCGCAUCCAGUGAUAUGUACUGGCACAGUGAUUGUUUUCCAACACAGAUGCUUAAAAUCACCCAUUUCACAAUUCACACAGAGGGAUUUUAGGUGAGAAGGAUGCAGACUAACACUGGUAAUUUUUGCUUUAAAUGUUAAACUUUACCAAAAGAGUAGCAUUUUAGCAUGGCUGUAGACCUGAAGUAAUUUAAACCAUUUCGGUUCUAUAGAGAAUAUAUAAAAAUCUGUUCAGACAGACGAAGAAGGGGAGCUGAAUCCUAUGAAUUCAUUAAACAUGGAGUCCUUGAAGUUGCCCUUCAACACCCAGAGGCUGAAACCUACAUUUCUUUUCACUUAUGAGCCAUAGGGGUUAGAAGAGACUAUCCCAUCAUUGCAACACAGACAUAGAAAACAGAUUGGCAUAGCCUUCCUUUAGCAAUGCAUGGUGUCCAUGAUUUUCUACUCAUCUGGUUAGGAAACAUACCCAUGUCAAGGAAAGGAGAAGACCAGCUUUGUAAGUACCUUUAAAUAUGCACAACUCCUUUCUUGAACAAAGCUGUAUCCAUACAUUGCAAUCAUCCUAAAUGUGUUUUACCAAGGCCAGACACUGCUCUUGUGUUAUCUUUUAUGACUUCUUGAAUAUUUUAUUAUGCCUAUGGUAAGUUUCCCUGUAGAGACGUUCAUUGUGUCAUAGAUCAAGCAAAUAUUACUUUUUUAAGAAUAUUAAAAAAAAAAAAACUGUAUAUAUCUGUUCAGGUAAAUAUUCUUGAGGCUGGUUUAUAUAUAGGCUGUGAAAGAUGUGUAACAGACCUCACUUCUUCCUGUUUGUCGCAAAAUAUUGGAAUAGCGUUCACUUGAAAAAUCCCACUUGGACCUUCCAAAGAUGUUCCCUUUCUUCCCUCUUCAGCCCAAGUUCUGGUGAUGUGUUUUCUAAAUUAUCCUAAUGGUUAUAUAUCAUACUUAGAAAAUGAAGUACAACUUAGAUUGUCCACACUACUUGUGAACAGUUCCAAUGACAGUCAAAUCUGACAUUAAAGUGCUGCACAUUUGUUACUCUGA
Messenger RNA from Tyto alba (common barn owl), 5339 nucleotides. RefSeq names its product follistatin like 4 (gene FSTL4). Gene Ontology annotation, biological process: cell differentiation; multicellular organism development; regulation of BMP signaling pathway. The record is from RefSeq and is a predicted model, not a curated record. The transcript has 16 exons. Bases 168 to 2693 code for a protein of 841 amino acids. Lineage: Eukaryota; Metazoa; Chordata; Aves; Strigiformes; Tytonidae. Gene Ontology annotation, molecular function: calcium ion binding; protein binding.